Molecule: messenger RNA, 1311 nt
Organism: Solanum dulcamara
Lineage: Eukaryota; Viridiplantae; Streptophyta; Magnoliopsida; Solanales; Solanaceae
Product: putative uridine kinase C227.14
Exons: 12
Coding region: 60-998 (312 amino acids)
Cellular component (GO): cytoplasm
Molecular function (GO): kinase activity; ATP binding
Source: RefSeq, a predicted model, not a curated record
UACCCCCAAAACAUAUGGGAACAUAAGGGAUAUAUUUGUGAAAAUUCGCUACUGUUCCAAUGGAGUCUUCAUCGUUUUCGACGAGCUUCACGAAACUCCGAUAUCCAUUUUCAGAGACAUUGCUGUGCAAAAGAGAAAACUUUCCUGGGUGGAUUAAGUGUUAUGCAUGUCCUUCAUCCACGAAGAAUGCCGCUGGAACUUUACUCUGUCAAGCUGGCUUUCGUACUCGGAAGUGGAGUCUUUUGCAGGUUUCAUGUAGCCAACAGAGAGAUAUUCCUGUCAUAGAAGCUGGGUGCAUGGAUGACAUAUAUGUUGCUUUGGCCGAACACCUUGUUCCAACUGCAUCAUCAUCAUCAAGCCCUAAUUUCAAGCAUAUUGUUGGUCUUGCUGGCCCCCCUGGUGCUGGAAAGAGCACUGUUGCAUCUGAAGUAGUUAAGAGAGUCAACAAGUUAUGGCCCCAAAAGUCUUGUUCCUUUGAUUCUCAAGUUGAGCCUCCAGAAGUUGCUAUUGUUCUUCCAAUGGAUGGAUUCCACCUUUAUCGUCAUCAGCUUGAUGCAAUGGAGGAUCCAGAGGAAGCACAUGCGAGAAGGGGUGCCCCAUGGACAUUUGACCCCAAUUUACUGCUAGAAUGCCUUAAAACUCUUAAAGAACAGGGAUCAGUGUACUGUCCAUCUUUUGACCAUGGUGUAGGAGAUCCUGUAGAAGAUGAUAUCUUUGUGAAGCUUCAGCACAAAAUAGUGAUAGUUGAAGGUAAUUAUCUGCUUCUUGGAGAUGGUGCUUGGAAGGAGGUAUCCUCCAUGUUUGAUGAGAAGUGGUUUGUCGAUGUUGAUAUUGAGAAAGCAAUGCAACGUGUCCUGAAGAGACAUAUAUCUACUGGGAAGUCCCCUGAUGUUGCUAAAUGGAGGAUAGAUUACAAUGACAGGCCCAAUGCUGAGCUAAUUAUGAAGUCCAAGAAAAAUGCAGAUUUGGUGAUCAAGUCUAUUGACGAAUUGAGGUGAGCCCCCGACUCCGUCACCUGUAGUAAGAGUGAAUUCAGCAGUCUUUCGUGCGAGGGAAAAUUUGAAUGUUGGCAUUAAAAGUUAGCCAAAUAAAUUUUUAUCCACCGGCUUGAAUCUGAUGGAGUGUAGAACCUUUUGUUGCGUUUACCCUAAGUUUAAGGGACUGGAAAUAAUGGUGUUUAUAGUUUAAUCCUUUUUCCUGCAAAUAAGAUGUAGUUUAAUCCUUUUUGACAUGUAAUGUAGAAGGUCGGUAAUAUUACUUUGUAUGAGUUCUUUCCUUACUAACAUGUAAUGCAGAAGGUCCUUUUAUGAA